AUGACCCAUCACAAGAACGUCCCACAGUGCCUAUAUGAUUUUAAGCUACCUAAACUGCCUUUGCACCUAUUUAAAUUGAAUGCAUUGUUCAAUAUUGGGUGCACCUUGGGUACACCUUUGAAGGUUGAUGCUGCUACUUUUAAUAAGGCCAGACCAGCCAGUACAAGAAUUUUAGUGGAAAGGGAUGUUACCCUUCUUGAUGUUAAGAGAAUUUGGAUUGGGGACACUCAGAGUGGGUUUUGGCAAGAAGUAAUCAUGGAGCAAAGACCACAUUAUUGCCAACAUUGCAAAAUGUUUGGACAUAAUAGCGAGAGAUGCUAUAUGUUGAAACCCCCUAAUAGAAGGGUUUACCAACAACCUCAGCAGGAGUUGGAUGAUGCCAACAUCAAUCUCCAGGAAGUUGGAAACAAAAAAGUGCAAAAGAAGACCACUACUGCUGCAGGGACAGAUGAGUCUCUCGUCCAAAAGUAUUCCUCCUGUGUGGCAGGGACAGUUAGAAAUGGUAGCAAUGUUGUUGGUCAAAUAUCUACAAAGGAUAAUAAAUUGGAGAUCCAAUCAGAGGUUGAGACAAUGGGGGAGGAGAUACUUGCCUCCCCAUCUCCCAUAAAUGUAAUGAACCAAGCGGUGGAUUUAGUGGUGGAAUCCCCCAGCCAGAAACUGGUAGAAGCUAUGAACAAAGAGUUGGAGUCAGAUUGGCAAAUUCAGAAAACUAAGAAGAAAAAGAACUACAAAUCAGAAGGACAAGACCUUGGAAAAGGAAAGGAGCUUCGGAGAUUGGAGGUUCAUAUCAAUCAGAUAAAAAUGGGCUCUAACAAAAUAAGAGGGAGGACUAGGUCCAGGUCCCAUCCUUAUUCUUCUCCCCCUCUCCAUGAUUGA
Messenger RNA from Phalaenopsis equestris, 876 nucleotides. RefSeq lists its product as uncharacterized. The coding region runs from base 1 to 876 and encodes 291 amino acids. The record is from RefSeq and is a predicted model, not a curated record. Lineage: Eukaryota; Viridiplantae; Streptophyta; Magnoliopsida; Asparagales; Orchidaceae. The transcript has a single exon.